Plenodomus lingam JN3 is the source of this 1167-nucleotide messenger RNA. RefSeq lists its product as uncharacterized. Gene Ontology annotation, molecular function: oxidoreductase activity; FMN binding. The record is from RefSeq and is a predicted model, not a curated record. Lineage: Eukaryota; Fungi; Ascomycota; Dothideomycetes; Pleosporales; Leptosphaeriaceae.
AUGCGGUUCGCUGCCCCGCUUGCACUUGCUUCCGUCGCUCUCGCAGCCCGUCCUUUUCUGGAGGAAGCGGACACUGGCAUCGACGAGCAACUCGGUGGCUUCGCACAGAACAAAACGCUCCCCCCUCUAGAGUCUCUUGUCGGCCUGCCAGAUUUCCAGUGGAGCGCCCGCCAAUACAUGAACACGUCUGCAUACACCUACUACCGCAAUGGCGCUGCGGGCGAAUGGUCCUAUCGCAACAACCUCGAAGUCUUUCCUCGCUUCCGUCUCCGGCCCCGUGUGAUGCGCGACAUUGUAAACAUCCAAGACUCACUCCCCACCACCCUUCUAGGCCACAAAUUCUCCGCCCCCUUCUUCAUCGCCCCCUGUGCCCGCGGCGCCUACGCCAACCCAGACGGUGAACUCGGUCUCGUCCGUGGCGCAGCCGCAGGCGACAUCCUCUACAUGCCCGCCCUCUACUCCAACACACCCAUGGCAGACAUCUACGCCGCCAGGUCAACAACCAACAACUCCGAGCAAGUCCUCUUCCAACAAGUCUACCUUGACGGCGGCCUCAACGAAACCCAAGCCCUCUUCAAACAGGUCGAAGCCGCCGGCGCAAAAGCAAUCAUCCUCACCGUCGACUCCCCCGGCGACGGUAUCCGCCACCGCGCCGCCCGCUACAGCGUCGGCUCCGCAAACACCCAAUUCACCCGUCUGACCUGGGAUCUGUACCGCCAAUUCUCCGCAAUGACAUCCCUCCCCAUCAUCCCAAAGGGUAUUCAAACCGUCGAAGACGCCCGCGAAGCAAUCACCCAGGGUGCAAAAGCCAUUUACCUCUCCAACCACGGCGGCCGCCAACUCGACACCUCGCCCUCUGCGCUCGAAAUCGCGCUCGAGAUCUUCAACGAGGACCCGGCCGUGUUCAAGGAAGUGGAAGUCUAUGCCGACGGCGGGGUGCGCUAUGGUACCGAUGUGCUGAAGCUUUUGGCGCUCGGUGUUCGGGCUGUCGGGCUCGGGAGGCCGUUUAUGUUUGCGAAUGUGUAUGGGGCUGAGGGGGUGAAGAAGGCGGUUGAUGUGCUCAAGUAUGAGAUUGCGAAUGAUGCGGCGAAUUUGGGGGUUGGGGAUUUGAAGAAGAUUGGGCCCGAGUAUGUGAAUUGGAAGAGUGUGAAUGGUUGGUUUAGUUAG